This is a messenger RNA of Phacochoerus africanus (Common warthog), 1061 nucleotides long. It is a transcript of the gene MLC1, whose product is annotated as modulator of VRAC current 1. The transcript is spliced from 10 exons. Gene Ontology annotation, biological process: regulation of response to osmotic stress. The record is from RefSeq and is a predicted model, not a curated record. Gene Ontology annotation, cellular component: plasma membrane; endoplasmic reticulum; cytoplasmic vesicle. NCBI's taxonomy places the organism in Eukaryota, Metazoa, Chordata, Mammalia, Artiodactyla, Suidae. The coding region runs from base 16 to 897 and encodes 293 amino acids.
GUCUUCCCUUCUGAGAUGGACUACCUCCGCUGUGCUGCGGGCUCGUGCAUCCCCUCGGCCAUCGUGAGCUUCGCGGUCUCAAGGAGAAACGUCAGCGCGAUCCCCAACUUUCAGAUACUGUUUGUGUCCUCGUUUGCUGUCACCACGACGUGUUUGAUCUGGUUUGGAUGCAAACUUGUCCUGAACCCGUCAGCAGUGGAUAUAAAUUUCAACCUGAUCCUGCUGCUCCUGCUGGAGCUCCUCGUGGCGGCCACGGUGAUCGUGUCCGCGCGGUCCGGCGAGGCGCGCUGCAAGCGGAAGGGUUCUGUCUCUGAGAGCACCAACAUUCUGUAUGAAGUGGCAUUUCCUGGUCGAGUCCUGAAGUCCUAUUCCGUCAUCGAGGUGAUGGCCGGCAUCUCCGCCGUCCUCGGAGGGGUCAUCGCGCUGAACGUGGAUGACGCCGUCUCAGGCCCCCACUUCUCGGUGGCGUUCUUUUGGAUCCUAGUGGCCUGUUUUCCAAGCGCCAUUGCCAGUCACGUGACAGCAGAGUGUCCCAGCAGGUGUCUGGUGGAGGUGCUGGCUGCCAUCUGCAGCCUCGCAGCCCCGCUGCUCUUCACAGCCUCCGGGUACCUGUCAGUCAGCGUCCUGAGGGUCACGGAGCUCUUUAAAGAUUACCCGCCGGCCUUCAAGCAAUCCCACGACGUGCUCCUGCUGCUUCUGAUGCUGGAGCUGCUGCUGCAGGCGGGUCUCAACACGGCCACCGUCAUCCAGUGCGUGAACUUCAAGGUGGGCGCCGCCUGGGACGCGGCGCAGACCGGCCAGCCGGAGCGCCCCGCGGGCGCGGUGGCCAGGAGCCCCCUGAAGGAGUUUGACAAGGAGAAAGCCUGGAGAGCUGUCGUGGUGCAAAUGGCCCAGUGACGUGGACAGAGAUGAGGCCCAGCCUGCUGGCCAGCUUGUCAGCCACACAGACGCUAGUUGUCCCCAAGCCGCUCCCUCCCGCCUGCCCUCUCCCUCCUGUAGCCGCAAGGGGGAGUUUUCAUUUCUUAGGUAGUUUAAUUUUGGAAUAGGCAAAUGUUGACUAU